Molecule: messenger RNA, 975 nt
Organism: Diaporthe amygdali
Lineage: Eukaryota; Fungi; Ascomycota; Sordariomycetes; Diaporthales; Diaporthaceae
Product: syntaxin-like protein psy1
Exons: 3
Coding region: 1-975 (324 amino acids)
Biological process (GO): vesicle fusion; exocytosis; intracellular protein transport
Cellular component (GO): SNARE complex; endomembrane system; plasma membrane
Molecular function (GO): SNARE binding; SNAP receptor activity
Source: RefSeq, a predicted model, not a curated record
AUGUCGCAUUCCCAGUAUUCCGGAAACCCGUAUCAAUCGGGCCCCGCGCAAGAGUCAGGGUACGGGAACUCAAAUCCCUACGGCGCUCCAGAACAACAUGAAUUGCAGCAAAUAAGUCCGGGCCAGAACCCUUACGGCUCCCCGCAGUCCGCCAACGUCCUGUCGCAACAAGACUUCCUCCAGCGCGUCUCCCACGUCCGCAAUGAGAUCCGCUCCCUCACCGCGGACGUCCAGCGCAUUGCCGGCCUACACCAUGACGCCCUGGUCGGCUCAGACGACACUGCCCAGCGCCGCCUCGACGACUUGGUCGCCUCUACUCAGCUCAAGAACACCGGAAUUCGCGACCAGAUCAAGUCCCUCAAGUCCGACGUCGAGCGGACCACCGACGGCAGCGCCCCCAUGAAGAAGAGACAAUUCGAGGCCCUCAACGGCGAUUUCAAGAAGGAGCUCCAGAACUACCUGCAGGAGGAGCAGCAGUACCGCGAGAGGUACCGCGACCAGAUCGCCCGCCAGUACAGGAUCGUCAACCCCGAGGCUUCCGAGGACGAGGUGCGCCAGGCCGCCGACGCCGACUGGGGUAAUGAGGGUGUGUUCCAAACAGCGCUCAGGACAAACCGGUCAGGCCAGGCUUCCGCGGUGCUCGGCAACGUGCGCGCGCGGCACAAUGAGCUACUGCGGAUCGAGCAGUCUAUCACGGAGCUCGCGGGGAUUUUCCAGGAUCUCGACACCCUCGUCAUACAGCAGGAGGCCAUCGUGGAGCGCGCCGAGGAGCAGACAGAGCAGGCCAACCAGCACCUCCAGGAGGGCAACAAACAGGUCGACGUCGGCAUUACGCACGCCCGCCGCACCCGCAAGCUCAAGUGGUGGUGCGCCCUCGUUGUCUUCCUCAUCUGCUUGGCCAUCGGGCUGGGCGUCGGGUUGGGUGUUUACUUUAGUAAUAAGGCUAAGAAUACGGCAACCAAUGCGACCCAGUAG